UUCCUGUUUCUCUCAGCUCAGCUAACCCGUGAAAGAGAAGAAGGGAGGGAGGGAGGAGGGGAGGACAGUAUAAAGAGAGGUAGAGACCGGAGAGGAGGCACACAAAAUAAGGAUUGUACACUUAGGAAGAAAGAAAGAGAGAGAAGGAGAAGACAGUCUCUCAUUGUGGGAAUAUAACAACAAAGAAAGGACCAACUAUUGUAUAACUUGUGAACUGAUAUGGAGACAGACAAGAAGAUACAGACACAAGUGGAGCUCACAGACAGUGAUCUGUCUGAGCAGAUUAAGGCUGUGACCAAGGACAGCCAUGUCAGAGCAGAGAACACUGAGCUGAUGCUGGCCUACCAGAGAGGAAACGUCAGUCUGACACAGUACAAGCUUCUCCUGUGCUCCCUCUAUGAGAUUUAUCAAGCACUAGAGGAAGCUCUGGACAACAACUCCAACCACCCGAGUGUCGCGCCUAUAUACUUCCCCCUGGAACUAGCACGGCUGGAGUCAGUGGAGAGAGACCUGGAGCAUUUCUAUGGGCAGGACUGGAGAGAGAAGAUUGUUGUACCGGCUGCCACUAAAAUAUAUGCCCAUAGACUCAGACAGAUCGGCAAAGACAACCCUGAGUACCUAGUGGCCCACGCGUACACCCGCUACCUCGGCGACCUAUCUGGCGGACAAGUCCUUGGCCGCAUUACUCAGAAGUCUCUGGGGCUGAAGGGUGGCGAGGGUCUGUCGUUCUUUUCCUUCCCGGGCGUGAGCAGCCCCAACCUGUUCAAACAGCUGUACAGGAGUAGAAUGAACAGCAUAGAGCUGGAGGAGGAGGAGAGGAAAGGAAUGCUGGAGGAGGCUGUCAGAGCCUUCGAGUUGAACAUCCAGGUCUUUGACGAUCUUCAGAAGAUGGUGUCUGUGACAGAGACGGAAAGUGAGCUCAUGCAUACGACAACCAGAAAUAGAUGCACAAGACACUCGUCGACACAUUCCGAACUGGCUGAGGGAGAGAAACUGACGGCUAGAUCCCUUCAGAUCCAGACCAGUCUGGUCAACGCAUCACCCCUCUUCAGAAUGGUGCUGGGGAUCUGUGUCGCCCUGGCAACGGUUGGCAUGGGAAUCUAUGCUUUUUAAAGUUGUAGAGAAGUGUUUUCAGCAAAGUUGUAUCCGUCCAUAACAGAAGAUUACCCUAGACCUAGAUGAUGAUGUUGGGAGUAUUUUUGUACUUUAAAGACUUUAAAGAGAAUGAAGGACCCCAUAUUUUAUAAUGUUGUUGAUCCUAAAUAGUUUUAAAAGUUGUUAAAAAAACUAAAUACUUUACAGAAGUAAGUAAUAACUUAGUGAUAUACAUUCUUAUAGUUCCUGUGUUGUAUGUAGCCACAUUAAACUAUGAGUUAGGAUGUGUAUGAUAUUGAUACAUGUCCAUGUGUCUGACUGGCAGUACUGACUCAAUGUCCACCAGUAUAAAAUCACUAGUACACUAGAAAUAGACUAGUACUCCUGAGCAUUUUGUGAAAUUUCGGAAUCAUUUAUCAAUGUCACUGUGAAAAUGCGAGAAAUGAAAUCUAUCCUUUUUCAUUUACAAUCUCAAGAUUUAGCCAUUACUACUGUAAUAUUUCUACCUGUCAAAUCCAUUUUUGUAAAGUCAGUUAUACUGUUUGUAAUUUGUUCAACAAAAAUAUUUGUAUAUAUUGUAUAUAUUUGUACUUUUUUUAAUAAAGAGAGUAUACCAUGUGGGGUAUAAAAUGCACAGAU
Molecule: messenger RNA, 1734 nt
Organism: Oncorhynchus kisutch (coho salmon)
Lineage: Eukaryota; Metazoa; Chordata; Actinopteri; Salmoniformes; Salmonidae
Product: heme oxygenase-like
Exons: 7
Coding region: 220-1113 (297 amino acids)
Biological process (GO): heme catabolic process; response to oxidative stress; heme oxidation
Molecular function (GO): heme oxygenase (decyclizing) activity; heme binding
Source: RefSeq, a predicted model, not a curated record